GUGCCCCUCUUCCUCGUCCUGCCUCUUCUCCCCCCUUUGCACUUCGACCCCAGACAGAGAGUACUCAACUCUCCCCUUCCUUCUCUCUCCUCCCUUAGGAGAGGAAUUGGGAACGGGAAUCCUCUUCUGGUUUUCCUCCGUCUGCGCCAAAUUUCUUCUCGUUCUUCUCGAAAUCGGGGGCUCCGUAGCACCAGAUUUGCCGUUUUCUCCAGAUUUUAGGGUUUCCUUUUAUCUUCUUUUUGAAUGGAAUGGUGAAUCGAUUUCCGGCCGUUUCAUUUUUGGAGAAACGUGGUGAGUGAAUCGAAGAGGAGGGAGAUAUGUAUAGAGAGAGGGGAGGUUGCGGGUCGAAGGUGGAGAUUGGAGCCGCGGAUCGAAAGCGGAUCAAUGAUGCCCUCGACAGGCAUCUGGAGAGGUCCUCGCCGUCGACUUCGAGGGGUUUGAACGGCAAGGAGAAGGGUAGGCUGUCGAUGCCGUCCGUCAACUCGGGGAAGCAGCCCGAGCAUCGAACCUUGUCCAAGAGCAAGCUCUCGGAUGAAGAAUCAGAAACAGAUAGUGAAGAGUCUGAUGUUAGUGGUUCUGAUGGGGAAGACACCUCCUGGAUUUCAUGGUUCUGUAACCUAAGAGGGAAUGAGUUUUUUUGCGAAGUUGAUGAUGAAUACAUACAAGAUGAUUUCAACCUUUGUGGGCUAAGCAGUCAAGUCCCGUACUAUGAUUAUGCUCUUGAUUUGAUCCUGGACGUGGAAUCUUCCAAUGGAGACAUGUUCACCGAGGAACAAAACGAGCUAGUUGAAUCAGCAGCAGAGAUGCUUUAUGGUUUGAUUCAUGUUCGAUAUAUAUUAACCAGUAAAGGGAUGGCUGCUAUGCUAGAGAAAUUCAAGAACUAUGAUUUUGGAAGAUGCCCUCGAGUCUACUGUUGUGGCCAGCCCUGUCUUCCUCUUGGGCAGUCGGACAUACCUCGAUCAAGUACUGUGAAAAUAUAUUGUCCCAAAUGUGAAGAUGUAUACUAUCCAAGAUCGAAGUAUCAAGGCAAUAUCGAUGGAGCUUACUUUGGGACAACAUUUCCUCACCUGUUUCUGAUGACUUAUGGGCACCUCAAGCCACAAAAGCCAUCACAACGGUAUGUUCCCAGGGUAUUUGGCUUCAAAAUUCACAAACCAUGAAUUGGAGCUGAGCUGCCAAACAAAGAGAAUUUUGUUGUAUCUGGAGGGGGUUCAGAAGUAGAAAGUGUUAACCUAUCCUUGCUUUUGGGAUAAUAUCUACUUUGGGUUGUCCUAACUCAAGUUGUUUUAUUUUAAUCUUGUAACGACUGUGCAAGUGUAACUUUUAUGGUUGAUUAUUAAUUUCCAUGUCUCAAUUUGCAAGGUUA
Molecule: messenger RNA, 1366 nt
Organism: Musa acuminata subsp. malaccensis (wild Malaysian banana)
Lineage: Eukaryota; Viridiplantae; Streptophyta; Magnoliopsida; Zingiberales; Musaceae
Product: casein kinase II subunit beta-1
Cellular component (GO): protein kinase CK2 complex; cytoplasm
Molecular function (GO): protein kinase regulator activity
Source: RefSeq, a predicted model, not a curated record